Molecule: messenger RNA, 204 nt
Organism: Penicillium canariense
Lineage: Eukaryota; Fungi; Ascomycota; Eurotiomycetes; Eurotiales; Aspergillaceae
Exons: 1
Coding region: 1-204 (67 amino acids)
Source: RefSeq, a predicted model, not a curated record
AUGCCGAAGAUACUGGACAGACGGAUCCCGUAUGAGUUCUUCCGAAAGAUCGGUAGUGCCAUUGCUUUUAUACCGCGGCGGCUGGAGGCGAGGAACGUUGAAGUUCCCCGUGGUGGGUCAAUCGGUGGGCGGAGAAGCGACGGCCAACGGAGCAACGCACGUGGUGUUCCGCGCCAAGAGGCGGAAGAAUUGGCUGACCGCUAA